This is a messenger RNA of Lichtheimia ornata, 1842 nucleotides long. RefSeq lists its product as uncharacterized. The transcript is spliced from 6 exons. Bases 1 to 1842 code for a protein of 613 amino acids. Lineage: Eukaryota; Fungi; Mucoromycota; Mucoromycetes; Mucorales; Lichtheimiaceae. The record is from RefSeq and is a predicted model, not a curated record.
AUGAUAGGCACCGGAGGUUGUUACACCAAACUUAACUCCCAACCAUUGGAGAUGCUCUUACGCCGCAACUUCAAGCAAAAUCUGAGCAAGCUCUUUACACCAACCUCUCAGUAUGAUGAGUUUGAAAAGCAGCUUAAUUUCUUGAUGGCAACCAAGCUUCGUGAAGCCCCUGGGUCGGACCGUUACCUAGUCCCCGAUGUGAAGGCUGAAGAAGCAGCUAUGAAGAAGAUAUGGGAAGCAGUGGAUUUGAUAAAGGAGGAGAAAGGGAAAGCAAUUGCCACAGAUUACAUCAACAAGAAGCUUGCUUUCAAGGAGAAAGGCACCAAUCGUACCGAAGGAGCUCAUGCUGAUCUGAAGAGGAAUCUUAACGCUGCCAGCAAUCUAUUUGCCGCAUAUAAAUCCAUUGACCUAUACUAUAGACAAAAGAUAUGUUAUGAGUCUGAUAAAUCAUGGAACCAGCAAUAUGACAAGGAGACCCAUGCCCAUGAUGGUCGUAUGCCACAAGCCAAACGAGCACGUCUCGCAGCUUUGCGCAAUAAGAUUUCUUUAUUUGCUUACAAUGCCAUCCGAGACGAGCUCGAUUAUUUGAAUCCCUUGAACACUCUUUAUUGUCGUUGCCCUAUCCGCAUUCAUUUCAACCUUCCUUGUUGCCACCGCAUCCCUCCGAGUGGUGAGAUCCCUUUGUCCUUAGUGCCUCGACGUUGGCAUCUUUUCCCAGAAGAGACUGCAACUGAUUUAGAAAUCAUUGGCAAUGAUUAUGAAUCGCAACACAACGCCAGCGAUAUCAUAGCAAUCACCCAUCCACCUGUAGUCCCAACCAUAUUGGAUCAAAUCAGUGCCGAGUUGUCAAGAAUCGAACAUGUUAGUUACGAGCAUAGCACUGGUCAACAUCACCACCAUAUCCAUCAACAACUUAAACCAAUUCUUGAACAAUUGAAGAAUGUCAAUGAUGAUGGAUGUGUCGACCUUGAACAUCUAUUGCAACCAAAAAGCAAACCCAAUGCCAAAGGCAACACCACCCGCUCUACAAAGCGUGGGCGAAUCGGCUUAGAGAUUCAUCGAGAUCUUGCUAAAAAGAAAGCCAAGGCACUCGCCGGGGUACAAGGAAGUCAAAUGCGGCAAGAAAAGAAACCUGAAAGCCAACCUGAACCUACAUCCGAUCCUUUACCCAAAAGCCAACCAAAGCUGCGAAUCAUACCCAACUUGCAAAUGGUGAUGAGUAACAUCCCUAAGAAGGCUGUUGAAUCAGUGUACAAUCCUGCUGGUGAUGGAAAUUGUGGUUUUCGUGCUCUCGCAUGGGCUAUCUAUGGAAACGAGCAUUUGUAUGAAGAUGUCAAAACCAGGAUGGCCAUCCAGUUUCUAAGCAACAAGCAUACCAUGUACAAGAAGGAUGAUGCACCAAAAAUCGAAGCUGUUCUUGCAAAGGGUUCCGGGAAAUGGUUCAUGGCUCCAGAAUGUGUCCAGAUUGCUGCUGAUACCUUUCAACGACCAAUCGCCUUCUACGGACCACUCACAUAUUUAUACAUACCAUCACGUAUCCCGCCUGCCGAGGCAGCAUCUACUCAUCCCAUCAUCUUGCAGUUGAAAAAUGCGCAUUUCAUACUCAUUACUAUUCCAGAGGAUGUUGCUUUCCAAUGGCCCGAGAUCAGCCCAACACACCCUGGCUUCUCAAAAAGAGGUUCUACCAUAAUGCAAGAUCCAUGGUAUGAGACUUUCUUCCUAUCGUUUGAAUUCGCACAAUCACGUUACCAAGCAAUUCCAGAGCCAAACGAGGAUGAGAAGAUUGUGAUCUCGGAUAGCGACUCAUCUGAUGCUGAAAGUGUCCUUGACCUCACGUGCUAG